Molecule: messenger RNA, 1305 nt
Organism: Perca flavescens (yellow perch)
Lineage: Eukaryota; Metazoa; Chordata; Actinopteri; Perciformes; Percidae
Product: keratin, type II cytoskeletal 8-like
Exons: 7
Coding region: 70-1305 (411 amino acids)
Biological process (GO): keratinization; intermediate filament organization
Cellular component (GO): keratin filament
Molecular function (GO): structural constituent of skin epidermis
Source: RefSeq, a predicted model, not a curated record
UCCUUUUGAAGACUGCUCAUCUCCUGUUCUCCUCUUCUCAGAGUGUUGAUAACCUUUACCACUGCAAACAUGAGGAAGGCAUACUCUGUCAGCUCUGGUAGCAGCACCAGGAGGUCCUUUGCACCAGUUAGCAGCUACUCCGUAAAAAGAUCCAGUUAUGGUGCUGGAGUUGGAGCUGGUGGUCUUGGUUUUAGUAUGUCUUCAAUGGGCAGCGGAUUAGGUAGUGGUUCUGGUAGUUAUGGCUUUACUUCUAGCCAAACAGGAGGCGGCUUCAUCACUCCACAGAUCACAGCUAUCCAAGUCAACCAGAGCCUGCUGACCCCUCUGAACCUGGAUAUUGACCCCACCAUCCAGAUUGUCCGCACCCAGGAGAAGGAUCAGAUCAAGACCCUCAACAACCGCUUCGCCUCCUUCAUCGACAAGGUACGUUUCCUGGAGCAACAGAACAAGAUGCUGGAGACCAAAUGGAGCCUCCUGCAGGACCAGACCACCACCCGCUCCAACAUCGAUGCCAUGUUCGAGGCCUACAUUGCCAACCUGCGCAGACAGCUCGACGGGCUGGGCAAUGAGAAGGGCAAGCUGGAGGGAGAGCUGAGGAACAUGCAGGGCCUGGUUGAGGACUUCAAGACAAAGUAUGAAGAUGAAAUCAACAAACGUACAGCUGCAGAGAACGAGUUUGUGCUCCUGAAGAAGGAUGUUGAUGCUGCCUACAUGAACAAGGUGGAGCUAGAGGCCAGGGCUGAUGCUCUUCAGGAUGAGAUCAACUUCCUCAGGGCCGUAUAUGAGACUGAGCUUCGUGAGCUGCAGAGCCAGAUCAAGGACACCUCCGUCAUCGUGGAGAUGGACAACAGCCGUAACCUGGACAUGGAUUCUAUUGUGGCUGAAGUGCGUGCUCAGUAUGAGGACAUUGCCAACCGCAGCAAGGCUGAAGCAGAGACCUGGUAUAAACAGAAGUAUGAGGAGAUGCAGAGCACUGCCGGACAGUAUGGUGACGACCUGCGCACAACCAAGGCUGAGAUUUCUGAGCUAAACCGCAUGAUCUCCCGUCUUCAGAAUGAGAUUGAGGCCGUCAAGGGACAGAGGGCCAGCCUGGAGGCUCAGAUUGCAGAGGCUGAGGAGCGUGGUGAGCUGGCAGUGAAGGAUGCCAAACUCCGCAUUAAGGACCUGGAGGAUGCUCUGCAGAGAGCCAAGCAGGACAUGACCCGCCAGGUGCGUGAAUACCAGGAACUGAUGAACGUCAAGCUGGCCCUGGACAUCGAAAUCGCCACCUACAGGAAACUGCUGGAAGGAGAGGAGUCCAGGUGA